Molecule: messenger RNA, 1531 nt
Organism: Coccomyxa subellipsoidea C-169
Lineage: Eukaryota; Viridiplantae; Chlorophyta; Trebouxiophyceae; Coccomyxaceae
Exons: 9
Coding region: 24-1079 (351 amino acids)
Source: RefSeq, a predicted model, not a curated record
ACAAAGUGAAGCGACCAGCGUCAAUGGCAUCAAACAUCAGCUCAGAAUUUGAGGAAGUGCACCUAGAAGAAGUGGAGCACUCGGCAAGCACUGGGUCUGGAGAAGAACUGGAGUUUCCAUCAGGUGAUGAUGAGGUGGUACAGAGGCAGGAGCCGGCUGUGGUUGGCAAGAAUGUCUCAGCUCCCAGACCGGACGCAGCUUCAACUCCUGGCAAAGCUCCAGUUGCUGCGCCUGUGCAGCAGGCUGCAACACGCAGGACCCCUGUCAAAGGAGAGGGUGCAGACGAAAGUCAAGCUGGUGUGACAGAGGAGCCAGACCCGGAGAUCAGCUGGCGCGGCAACCGCCAAGGCCCUCCUCCCAACACUGUCAAUGCAAUGGGUGAGCCGAUCUAUGACCCAUUGAAGGACAUUGAGCUGGCGACACAGAAGGCAACAGAGUUGGCGUCGACAGCAGCCAGAACUGUGUCGACAAAGAUCAUCGGUGGAGCUGCAGGGGCAAAGCAGAGUCUGACACUGAUGGCAGACAACGUCCAGUCCUGGCAGGUGAUGCAUGGAGCAGCUGAUGCAAAGGACAGCCUGGCAAAGACAGCCAGCCUGUUCGCAAACAAUGUGUCAACAUGGUGGGCUAAUCUGGAUCCUGUGCCCAAGCCCCAGCCAAACUCUCCUGGCCGGGAAGCGAGUUCCAUGGCUGACAGCAAGGGAGGGACUGAGCUUGAAAGCCUGUUUGGACUGCCACCUGAGGAGGAAUUGAUGGAGGGCUUCCACUGCAUGCUGGCCCAGACCUAUGCUUGCACCUACAACACCUUUUCCAGGGCUCGAGAGAUCACCUUCCUUGGCACUCUGUAUGUGACGGACAAGCACACAUGCUUCAGUGCUCCAUCGGAAAAGAUCUCUUUCUGCCUGGCUCACAAAGAUGUCAAAGAAGUGAAGAAGGUGGUUGCAAAGACCAGGAAGCCAGGACCCUCUGAGAAGCUGCACAUAACAUUUGGAGAGAAGGAGCAUGUUGUGUUCCAAGGAUUUAAGGCAGCCGACCUGACCAGCGCCCUGGCGUUGCUGGAGCACCUGACAGCAGACUCUUGAUCCAUUUCUGUGUUGUGGGGCAUAAAGGUUGGAGGUUUUUGUGUCAAAGCUUGAGGUCUUGUACAUCAUUUGUGCCUUUGGAGGCUUGCAGGCUGUCAUCCGUCCAGGUUUUUGCCGAUAUAGGCUCUCCAAUCGGGUUCCAGGCUGAUAAGUUGCUCCUGGCAAUCCCAUUGCUCCUUUUACCCGCCAAAUGCACAAGGAAGAGGGGCUUGGAUAUUUGCCUCAGUUACAGAUCAUGAUAUCCUUUUGGUUGUGCCGUGUGUAUAUUAUUUAUAGCAUUGUACAUUGAGACAAUCUUAGCAAGGUUGAUGUGUUUGAGAGUUUCAAGGAUCCUGUUGACAUUGUCACAUGCGCCAGCUGGGUGGCACGAGUGCACUGCAGUGUGUGGCAGCGCGCUCGUGUGCCUUGCGCCCUUCCUUGCAAUUAUCUGAGGAUGUAAAGUGAGGUUGCAU